Colletes gigas is the source of this 3486-nucleotide messenger RNA. Its product is annotated as zinc finger protein 436-like. NCBI's taxonomy places the organism in Eukaryota, Metazoa, Arthropoda, Insecta, Hymenoptera, Colletidae. Gene Ontology annotation, biological process: regulation of transcription by RNA polymerase II. The coding region runs from base 120 to 2351 and encodes 743 amino acids. Gene Ontology annotation, cellular component: nucleus. Gene Ontology annotation, molecular function: DNA-binding transcription factor activity, RNA polymerase II-specific; RNA polymerase II transcription regulatory region sequence-specific DNA binding. The transcript is spliced from 12 exons. The record is from RefSeq and is a predicted model, not a curated record.
GCGGCCAACAUCCCUACCUGGCAUGAAGGCCUAAAUGGCGUUGGCAUCAAGACUCGUCUGCCGUUUCGCUCGCUGCCAAUCGUUCGAACAGAGAAACGAAAAUUUCAAUUGCCAAAAAGAUGACGGCUGAUUUAGAGAAAGACAGUACUCACUGUUUAAUAUGUAAUAGUAAAGUUGGUGUGUCUACUAGGAAUAGUAUACGUAUUUUUAAUGAAAACUCUGUUACAUCAUCAGAGAAACCACUUAUAGAUAUCAUUUGUAUUGUCUUAGAGACAGAUCUAAAUGAAGAAAACGUACAUUCUCUUGUUAUAUGUAAAAAAUGCUAUAAACUAUUUAACGAGAUUGAUGAUCUUGAAAGUAGAUUGACAGAGGUAAAAUUAGAACUAUUUAAUAAUUAUAAGAAGACUGUAACAAAAAUAUCCGAUCUACAAAAUGAAGAAGAAUAUAAUGAUCACGAUUAUAUGGAAAGUACAGAAAGUCAAGGAACAGAUAUGGAAGUGAAAUAUUCACAGAUUAUGAUAAACAGAGAUGAGCAAGACAGUCAAGAGAUAGAGGGCAUUGAGGAACGAUUAGAGGAGGAAGAAGAACCAUCUUGCGAGAAUGAAACAGUUAUUCUUAAAGUUGAAGAUAUACCUGAAACAAGUAAUGCUGAAGAAAGAAAGAGGAUAAAACGAUCAAAAGUUGCAGCAAAAAUUGAAACUGUUAUAGGACAACUCGUAACUAGAGACGGUUCUACAUAUACAUGUUUAGCAUGUAUAAAUGAAGAUAAAGCUGUUGGAGAUGCAAAAUCAAUUAUUGCACACAUGAAAAAUGUACAUGAAACUCGGUUGUACAUUUGUGAUAUAUGUGGGGAUGAUUUUAAAAAGAGGAAUGAGCUCUCUGUUCACCUUGAUGAUCACGUUGCUAAGGAGGAGGGUGAUUUUCAGUGUGAAAUAUGUAAUAGAAUAUUCAGUAAUCUACGGUUGUUUAGAAUUCAUAAACGAAUACAUUAUCCACAAGUAAAAUCCUGGCCGUGCGAUACGUGUGGCAAAAGAUAUAGCUCCAGGAAUUUAUUAGAGGAGCAUAUAAAUACGCAUACGGGAGUACGCCCGUACGUAUGUGAAAAUUGCGGCAAAGAUUUCGCUUCAAAAUAUACAUACAAAGCACACGUAAAAACACAUGAAAUACGACCUCGCCCUUACGAAUGCUCGCAAUGCAAUAAAACUUUUCUGAGCCAACAGAAUCUUAAUCAGCACGAAAGAACGCAUAAUGGCGUAAAAGAGUAUAUUUGUCACCAGUGUGGAAAAGCGUUCGGCUCGCCACAUAAUUUGGAAGUUCAUAAUAUAGUGCAUACAGGAUAUAAACCAUAUAUAUGCAGAAUGUGUGGCAAAGCGUUUGCUCGUAAAGCUGAAAUAAGAGACCAUGAGAGAACGCACACAGGAGAGAAACCAUAUCAAUGUGAAUUCUGUGGUGCUACAUUCAGUCAAAGAUCAAACUUACAAUCUCAUAAACGCGCGACGCAUUAUAAUGACAAACGAUACAAGUGCGACGACUGCGGAAAAGGAUUUAAACGGCGCAGAUUGUUAGAUUACCAUAUAAAGGCGGCGCAUACUGGCGAAAGACCAUACAAAUGCGAAAUCUGUACAGCAACGUUUGUUUACCCCGAACAUUAUAAAAAGCACAUGCGUAUACAUACGGGAGAAAAACCAUACCUAUGCGAGGUGUGUGGGAAAGCAUUUAAUAGCAGGGACAAUAGAAAUGCGCAUCGAUUUGUACACAGUGACAAGAAGCCGUACGAAUGCUUGGUGUGUGGUAUGGGUUUCAUGAGAAAACCUUUGUUGUACAAUCACAUGCAAACUCAGGGUCACCUGAACGAUACCAUCGUAGUUAAUCAACCGCGACUCACUACCGAAGACGAUCAAAUUAUAACAAUUCCGAAUGACAGUGUGGAACUUUUAAUGGACGAAACUGAAAACGAUCAGUUAGAGGAAACAGAGCUAUAUGUGACCGAAUUGAAAGACCACGUUAUUAUACAACAACAGAACGAAGAUCAAAUGUAUAACGAAGAAGACGUAUUAAAUAUUUCUGCGGAGGAAAACGUCGCGGACGAAGAAGUGGGCCAUCUUGUCGAUGAAGAGAUGGCUUUCACGGAAAAUGAAACAAUGGAGUGCAAAUCUGAGGAUGCAGAGCACGCGGAGGAAAUAUAUAAUUAUAACGAGAGCGAUGAUAGGGAAACGAUAGUUGUACCAGCUACCUCAGAAUACAAAGAAAUGGGUGACGAGAAGAAUUCAGUUCGAUUAGUACAGAUUCGGUUUCCAACGUCGGUCGGUGGAGAAGGUCGAAGUUGGUUAAGCUUAGUACAAAAUACGUGAAGUUUUGUACCAUUAUUGUUAUAUAUUGUAGUGUGCUGAUCAGGGAAUCAUUUCUUAAUAGACCUAACGAUAAUGUGUGCGUUACGAUGUACAGUAGUGCCCACUUAAGUGACCACGCUCGGGACCGUCCGCGGUCAUUUAUGUGGGCAUGGUUGCUUCUCAGAAUUCAACGGAGAUAAGGAAAGAGGACGAGUGGCGUCAAGUUACGCUCGAAUUGGUGGAUACAACCGCGGACACUUAAGUGGUCACUUCUGUACACGAAAGAAUGGAUGAAUUUUGCCUUAUACAGUAUGCGAGUGUCACGUUUAAAAGGACACAAGCCCAACUUAAUUACAGAAUUACACAGUAAUUUUGUAACUGACUAUGUUCUUGUAAUUUUUAUGCAGUAACUAUACUAUUCUUUAUCCGAAUAAAAUAUGCGAUUGAGUUCAAACGUAAUUGAUGCAAAAGCAAGAAACUUAAGUUAUGUCCGCAGGAUUCUCGCCUAACGUUACCAUUUUGUAUAUUUUUUUUUUUUUUAUUCAGAACACUUUUUUCCAGUUCGUAAUUGGAUCAUUUCGAACAAUUGGUGUGGUAUUGAGUGUUUUUUUACUGUUUGUUUUUUUUUAGCGAAGGUGCAAAGUGGCUUACAUUUUUUUUUUUUAUGCACUAUUAUUUUUAUUAUAAAUUGUAGAGCAGUACUUGUACCAAAUACUAAAUUUUAUCUCUUACAGUUUCUCUUGAGUAAAGUAUGAAAUAUUCACGGGGGUAACGUCAGGUAGGUAAGAUACCCUGUGCAGUUAUUCACGAUACAGCCAGUCAGUAAUAUAACUCUAAUUAUAAUUUAAAUCUUUUAAGUCGCGUUUCUUUUUAUUUCCCGAUUUUCGAUAAUUUAUAGGGUUCAUUGUGUAUUAAUAAUAAAUGUAAGAGACCUAUGAGAGUUAGCGAUUAAUUUCAGAACAAAUUACUAAAUAGUCUUCUGUAUGCUUUAAAUGAUCUAGAGGAAUCGCAACACAUACGCCAAACAAUAUAUUACAAAUAUAUUUUCUUAAUCUUAAAAAUUUCUUUAUGCAUUUAACAUCAAUUACUUAUGCAAUAAAUUAUUCUUAUGGAAACUAAGAAAAUUUGUUGCAAAUAUUACACUUACGAACUUCCU